Molecule: messenger RNA, 309 nt
Organism: Knipowitschia caucasica
Lineage: Eukaryota; Metazoa; Chordata; Actinopteri; Gobiiformes; Gobiidae
Source: the annotation of a GenBank genome assembly
AUGACUCCAUCCAACACUUCCCAAUUGGUUAUCCCGCUGACCGCCGAUGGAUCGCGAUUAGGACCUGACAUAAGGCGUCCUGUGAUGUUUGAGGUUGUUGAGGGACAGCCCAGACUCUGCGUUAGGAAGGACGAGGACUACAGUGCUGGAUGUGUCCAGAGGAUGGCCGUGCUGCCUCAGGGAGCGGCGGCCGGCGUCGUUCCCACGUGGACUUCAGCCGGUCGUUUCUCCGGCCUUCAGAGUCUCGAUCUCAUUCUGAGCAAAGGCAUCAAACACAAUGUUUCCUGUGGUUUUAAAUACAGCAGAUAG